ACCGCCGUGACCAAGUCAAACAUUGAAUAUACAAGGCGAAGAACGAAGAUAAGAGCAAGAGCUAAACGAAGACCAAGAACGAAGACCUUAGUCAUAGUAUUGAGUCGGUCUUUAUUGUGAUCAAGACCGACCCAAUCUUUACACCUUGGCUCUUUAGGCUAAAAUCUCUCAUUGAAUUUCUUACAUCAUAAAAAUGUUUUUCAAACUUGUUUAAGUCAUUAAAAACACUUGGAAUAGGUGAAGGGCAAUCAACCACAUGGCCACCUCUUUUUGAUGGAACCAAUUAUGCAUAUUGGAAAGAACGAAUGAGAAUCUAUAUUCGUUCCACAAACUUCCAAUUAUGGUUGGUUAUCAAAAAUGGGGAAGAGGUGCCGAUGAAGAAAGUUGGCGACAAGUUGAUCCCCAAGACCGAAGACGAGUUUGAUGCCGAGGACAUCAAAAAGGUCGAGAAUUAUGCAAAGGCAAUAAACAUGCUUUAUUGUGCCGUAAAUCCUGAUGACUACCGCAAGAUCUCCUGCUGCUCAACCGCCAAGGAGAUGUGGGAUAAGCUCGAGGUGACGUACGAAGGAACGGACCAAGUACGUGAAGCCAAGAUCGACUUCCUCACCCAAGAGUAUGAGAUGUUCAGGAUGAAGGAGCACGAGAAGAUUGACGACAUGUUCGACCGUUUUUCCAAAAUAGUCAACGAUCUUCAUGCAUUAAAGAAGACUUACACCGACAGGGAUCUUGUGCGAAAGAUCCUACGGAGCUUGACAUCCGAAUGCCGAUCCAAGGCCGAUGCCAUCUAUGAAUUAAUCGGCACAUCAAAUGUCACCAUUGACGGUCUAAGAGGUAAUCUAAAAACUUAUGAAUCUACUAUUCUUAACCCGUCUUUGAAUGACCAAAGGAAAGGGAUAGCAUUAAAAGCCAUCAAAGAAUCAACAAUGAAUGAUUCAAGCGACGAUGAUGAAUUCAAGCUUGUCAUGAAGAAGUUUUGCAAACUUCUAAAGAAGAAAGAAAAGGUUGAGGAUAGCCCUGUGUUCUAUGGAUGUGGUGAAGCCGGGCACAUCAAGAACAAAUGCCCGAAAAGCGGAAGGAAUGCUCGGCACUUCAAAAGGCAAAGGGCAUAUAUCUCUUGGGGUGGAGACUCCGGCGAUGAAUCAAGCGAACAAGAGGAAGAAGAGGAAGCAAAUCUUUGUCUCAUAGCUCAAGAAGAAGAGGAGUCCGCCAACAACGAAAACCAAGAGGCAUCUAAGAAGAAAGGCCCUACCGAGGCCACAACCUCUGCGCCUCAACCCUUUCCGUACCUGGAUGGAUCCUUCCUCGAAUUUGGCUCGGAGGAAGAACUUACUCGCUUCAUCACUCACUUCGCCAAACGCCCCAUCUCUCCGCCAAGGGUGCUGCCCGAGUUGUUCCCUCAGCAGAAGGGAUACCACGAUCUCGACAACCAACUCAAAGAGUCGGGUUUGUGGCCCUUCGUCUCAAAGAGCCGCACCUCCUUCAAUCCCGCCUAUGUCCGGGCCUUCUACUCCUAUCUCCGCCGGGACGGGGACACCAUCCGCAGCAGCAUCAAUCUCUACGACAUAGAGAUUGAUUUGGCCACUUUUGCUCGGGUUGCAGAGCUGCCUACCAGCGGUGACGACGUAGCGUCGUAUGGUGGCGAGGACUGGAUCCUCAACAACGAGGUCGUCGUCAUCCGUGAGCUCGGGAUCACCAACUUGAUCCGUCACAGCGGCGCACCGACGAUUCACUCGGCUCCACCGGAGAAGCGCCUCCUCCUCUACAUCCUCACCCGGAUUCUCCGCCCCUGGGAUAGCAGCCACACCUCACUCUUCAACGACGACUUGAGGGCAAUUCAUGCGAUCAUGCACGGCGCCUCCAUCAAUUGGGCAAAAUACGUCAUGAUUCACAUGGCGGAUUGCGCCUCCAUUACCACCGAGCGGAGCUUUCCAUACGCCUUCCUCGUCAUGGACCUCAUCGUCUCCGCCGACAUCCACAUCGCCGGGCCAAGCACGAAAAUGACGAAGCUUUGGGUCAUCGCCGACAACACCUUCAAGAAGAAUUCCGGAAACCGCAAUGGCGCCGGAACGAGUCGUGCCCAUGCCCCUGCACCUGCCCCCGCUCCCGCUCCCGCUCGGGCCUCAUUACAGUCAAUAGCCAACACCCUGAAUCGGCUAACCCUCACAGUGGACGGCAUGGGGCAGUACAUGGAGAGGAUGGACUGGACGCUGCAACGCCAACACCACGACAUGAGGGUGUUCUUCCGUGGCAUCAACUACGUCCCGCCGCCCUUUGACAGCACCUUCCUCGGCCAAAACUAUGAAGGCGAGGAUGAGGACGACGACUCCUAUGCUCAGUCCUCCUCCCCCGACGAGGCCGACUUUGAGGACGCGGUCGACGGGGAUCCCAUGGACGUCGAGGACGACGAGGAUAACGAUGACGACGAGGACGCCGAUGCCUAGACUCUUCCUUUCUUUCCUUUCCUCACUAUGAUUGUUUUUUUUUGUUAUUUCCAUUCCGUUGUUUUGAUAAUGCCAAACCGCCGUGACCAAGUCGAACAUUGAAUAUACAAGGCGAAGAACGAAGAUAAGAGCAAGAGCUAAACGAAGACCAAGAACGAAGACCUUAGUCAUAGUAUUGAGUCGGUCUUUAUUGUGAUCAAGACCGACCCAAUCUUUACACCUUGGCUCUUUAGGCUAAAAUCUCUCAUUGCAUUUCUUACAUCAUAAAAAUGUUUUUCAAACUUGUUUAAGUCAUUAAAAACACUUGGUGUUC
This is a messenger RNA of Cuscuta campestris, 2754 nucleotides long. Lineage: Eukaryota; Viridiplantae; Streptophyta; Magnoliopsida; Solanales; Convolvulaceae. The record is from the annotation of a GenBank genome assembly.